Molecule: messenger RNA, 760 nt
Organism: Centruroides sculpturatus (bark scorpion)
Lineage: Eukaryota; Metazoa; Arthropoda; Arachnida; Scorpiones; Buthidae
Product: eukaryotic translation initiation factor 3 subunit F-like
Exons: 8
Coding region: 55-717 (220 amino acids)
Biological process (GO): translational initiation
Cellular component (GO): eukaryotic translation initiation factor 3 complex, eIF3m
Molecular function (GO): translation initiation factor activity; translation initiation factor binding; metallopeptidase activity
Source: RefSeq, a predicted model, not a curated record
CUAACGAACGUAGGUAGUGGUGCAUUUGCCUAUUUCGUCAACGAAGCAGCCAAAAUGGCGCCUACCAUCGUGGUUCGAAUGCAUCCUGUGAUUUUAUUUAGUAUUGUAGAUUCUCACGAAAGAAGAAAUGCCGAAGCACAAAGAGUAAUAGGAACUUUAUUAGGAAUACAUGAAAAAGGAGCUGUUGAAAUUACUAAUUGUUUUUGUGUACCUCACAAUGAAUCAAGGGAUGAGGUAGCAGUUGAUAUGGACUUUGCAAGAGAUGGUUAUGAAUUACACAAAAAAGUAAAUCCUUCAGAAGUAAUUGUUGGAUGGGUAGCAGUUGAUAUGGACUUUGCAAGAGAUGGUUAUGAAUUACACAAAAAAGUAAAUCCUUCAGAAACAGCAUUGAAAUUAGUGCAACAGACGAAAUUCAGUAAGCAACGCACUGUGGAAUUUAGUCCUGAUCUGAAUCAGAUUGUAGAGUCUGUAAAAAAAAUGAGAGAAUUGUUAGAAAUUGUAAUUGCAUAUGUUGAUGAUGUUUUGGCUGGAAGAACUGUGGCAGAUAAUACUAUUGGCAGAGCACUUAUGGAUAUGGUACAGAGCAUACCUCAGAUGGAUCCUGAAGAUUUCCAAGAAAUGCUGAAUUCAAAUAUGAAGGAUUUACUUAUGGUUGUAUAUUUGUCUCAGUUAACAAGAACUCAGUUAUCACUGCAUGAAAAAUUGAGUCAACUUUAAUGUACUUUAAAUUUUUGAAUAAAUGGAAAAAACAUUUUCUUCA